UUUCAGAGGCAGAGAUGGCAGCCCAGGAAGCCCUGUUGCUGGGCACUGAGGUCGAACUGCCCAACAGUCUACUGGGUGAUGAUCAGGAUGAGCGCCUGCUGCUCCCAGGGGAGCUGUGUCAGCAUCUCUGCAUCAACACCGUGGGCUCCUACUGCUGUGCCUGCUUUCCUGACUUCUCACUGCAGGACGAUGGCCGCACCUGUCACCCAGAUGGUGAGCCCCCGAAGCUGGAGCCCCCAUGGGAGCCUGCACCAAGGACAGAGUUUGCCCAAGUGGCCCCUAACACUGUCCCACUGCCAGGGCCACAGCCCAAAACCUGCAAAGACAAUGGGCCCUGCAAGCAGGUGUGCAGCAUCAUUGGGAACUCAGCCAUGUGUUCCUGCUUUCCGGGCAAUGGCAUCAUGGCAGAUGGUGUGUCCUGUGAAGACCACAACGAGUGCCUGAUGGGUGCUCAUGAUGGUAACUUGUUGGAGACCUGCUCCGACCGAGGUAACUGAUGCCAGUUCUGUGUCAACACUCUGGGAUCCUUCUACUGUGUCAACCACACCAUGCUCUGUGCCGAGGGCUUUAUCCUCAAUGCACAUAGGAAGUGCAUGGACAUCAAUGAGUGUGUGACAAACCUGCACACGUGCAGUCAGGGUGAGCACUGUGUGAACACUCUGGGCUCCUUCCACUGCCUGAAGGCCCUCACCUGUGAGCCAGGUUUUGCCCUCAAGGAUGGAGAGUGUGAAGGUGAAAGGGGCCGCUGGAAGAGCCCACAGAUGGUAGUGGCCUGGGUGCAGUGCAGAAGACUCCGCACCUGCCAGGCUGGCUUUUCAUGCCAAAACACCAAGGGAUCCUUCUACUAACAGGCCCGGCAGUGCUGCAUGGAAGGCGUCCUGCAUUACCCUGAGGGAAACGGCGUGGAUAUCAACAAGUGCACAUCGCUGUCUGAGCCGUGUCAAUUGGUCUUCAGCUGCAUCAACACCGUGGGCUCCUACACCUGCCAGAGGAACCUGCUGGUCUGCAGGCAUGACUACCACGCCAGUGAGGAUGGGGCCAAGUGUGUGGACGUGAAUGAGUGUGAGACAGGCGUACACCACUGCGGCGAGGACCAGGUUUGCCACAACCUCCCUGGCUCCUACUGCUGUGACUGCAAAGCCGGCUUUCAGUGGGAUGCCUUCGGCCGCACCUGCAUCUAUGUGAAUGAGUGCUGGACCUUGCCAGGCCAUCUGUGCCAGCACACGUGCGAGAACACAGUCAGCUCCUGCCGCUGUUCCUGUACCUCUGGCUUCCUGCUGGCCGCUGACGGCAAGUACUGCGAAGACAUGAACAAGUGCGAGGCCCAGUGCUGCUGCCAGGAGUCUGCCAACAUCUACGGCUCUUACCAGCGCUACUGCCACCAGGGCAAUAAAAAAAAGUUCUCAAAGGGAAACAUUUUGCUGAUUUGGAAGAGGUCUCCCCUGGUCUGCGUCCUUGACACUUCUCUGAGCCAGUGGGUUUUUCCUCAUCCCCACUUCUGCACGCUGAGUUGUGGCUGGCACUUCGCCUCUGAUGAGGCCGCCAUGGCAGCCCCGGCACAGGGCCUGGUCCAGCGCCCAUACCUGGAUGAGUGUGCACUGGGCACCCACAACUGUUCCGAGGCUGAGACCUGCCACGACAUCCAGGGGAGCUUCCGCAGCCUGCACUUUGAGUGUCCUCCAAACUACAUCCGAGUCUCCAGUACAUGAUGCGAGUGCAUCGCAUGCCAUGACUUCGUGGAGUGCCAGAACUCGCCAGUGCGCAUCACGCCCUACCAGCUCAACUUCCAGUUGGGCCUCCUGGUGCCCACGCACAUCUUCCGCAUCUGCCUUGCACUGGCCUUCAUGGGGGACACCAUUGCUCUGUCCAUCAUCAAGGGCAACGAGGAGAGCUACUUUGGCACAUGCUGGCUGAAUGCCUACACGGGUGUGGUCUACUGGCAGCACUCAGUGCUGAAGCCCUGGGACAUCACCCUGGAUGUGGAGAUGAAGCUUUGGUGGCAGGGCUCCAUGACCACCUUCCUGGAAAUGCACAUCUUCUUCACGGCCUUUGCCCUGUGA
Carlito syrichta (Philippine tarsier) is the source of this 2060-nucleotide messenger RNA. Its product is annotated as fibulin-2-like. Gene Ontology annotation, molecular function: calcium ion binding. The record is from RefSeq and is a predicted model, not a curated record. NCBI's taxonomy places the organism in Eukaryota, Metazoa, Chordata, Mammalia, Primates, Tarsiidae.